Molecule: messenger RNA, 4410 nt
Organism: Empidonax traillii (willow flycatcher)
Lineage: Eukaryota; Metazoa; Chordata; Aves; Passeriformes; Tyrannidae
Exons: 10
Coding region: 16-4410 (1464 amino acids)
Biological process (GO): protein phosphorylation
Molecular function (GO): ATP binding; protein serine/threonine kinase activity
Source: RefSeq, a predicted model, not a curated record
GACACAGGGGACAACAUGGCUGUAAAAAACGGGAUUACGUCCCAGGGGAGCGUUUCGUGCCCGAGGGAUCUGCCAGGGAGCGGUGAUGAGCUGCUCCGCCUGAACGGUGCGCUCGCUGCAAGAGCAGAGGAGCUCCCUGCAGAUGAAACCGCUCGUCACACAGGCAGCUGUUGCCUGCACGGGGAAGCCCCUGGAUCUGGUCAGCCUCUGGCAGAUGGCCAGGUGUGUAAAAACACUGGGUUGGACUGUUCUCUGAGCAGGAAUUCCCUGCUCAGGGAGCAGGCAGAUAGUCCCGUGGGAAAAGAUGAUUCUGCGAGCUCUGCCACCCUUCUGGAGAUUCGCACAGAGGAAAUUCCAGAUGUUAAUGAUGACUUCUCUGAUGAUGACCUGGAGUACUUCGAGUGCUCAGAUGUGCUGACGGGGCAGGAAAAUGAAAUCUGGCAGAGGAAACUGCGGUUUCUGCUGGAAAGCGACGACGAAGACGACCUCAAACUGAGCGAGGAUUGCGAUGGGUGCGCUCGCCUCCUGGGCGAAGUGUCGGGUGACACCGCGCCUGGGGAGACCCCCAUUGGCUUCCGUGGGCAUCACUCAACAUUCCCAGGGCUCGAUGUAAGGAGAGACCCCUCCAUGCCCAGCCAGUCCCCUCCGCAGGCAGACAUGACUCUCGCCGUCGGCCACCGCCGGCAGGGGAGCGCCGGCCCCGAGGACGAGCACGGCGCGCCCGUCGCAUCCGCAGGUGCUGCAGAUGAACAUCCCGGCAGCCCGGGGGACGCUGAUGCAAGCGGCCACCUGGCUGGCACGGCGAGGCACUCGGAUCCUGCUCCUGCUGAUCCUGCAGGUGCCGGGGCAGACCCCUCUGCUGUGGGGACAAUGACGGGAGCCGGCGCUGCCCGGGGGGAAAGCUCCCCGCUGCCGGAGGAGGGGGACGGGGAAGGAAAACCCCAGGAAAACCCCCGGCACGCCGGCUGUGCCUUCGCUGAGACCCUGAGGAGGAACCUUUUCAAGCUGUUAAACCCCCUGGAGCUCUGCAGGUACGUGAGCGCCAUAGGACAGUCUCUGCAGGCUCCAUCUCCCGCUCCAGAAGGUGUCCUGAUUCCCAAGGAGACAGAAAACCUGGAGGUGCAGGCAGAAGAGGCAGAUAAAGACUGUCAGUGGGAAGGGAGAAGGACUCAGGGCCUGCCUGAGCAGAGUCAGAUGCCGGAUGAGAACGCCUCACUCGGGGAUCGAGGUGCUCAUCUUGAAAGCGUCCCCCAGAACUGUGACAACCUCUGCGUGGAAACAGAGGGGACCCUGAGGGCUGGGGGGAGCGGAGGAAGCAGCCAGCCAGCUGCAGGGAUGCUCUCUGCUGACGUCACGCUGCCAGCAGAGAAUGCAGAGUUACAGACUCCUUCUCUCGCCCCAGCUCUCCCCUGCGGCCCCUCAGGGGGUGCUGAUGCCCUGCCAGCCCUGCAGUCGGGGUGCAGAGGGGACGCUGAUGGAUCUGCGGUGCGUGACGAGCUGUGGAAACUCCUCCACGAAGAUGACUCAGAGGGUCAGGUCCCGUUGGCAGACAGGGGCGUCACGAGUUGGGGAACGAGGCCGACGGGUGUCCAGGUCACGGAACAGGAGAGCUGUUGCCAUCCUCCUUUGCUGAUGGAUGGGAUGGAAGAGCGGGAACCCCUCCCGGCAGCCAGCCCUGGGCGAGCUGGGCGCGGCGAUCGUCCCAUCCUCCGAGGAGCUGCGGCACCCACAGCUUGUCUGGCAGCGGAUGGGGCUGGAGAUGAGAUGGAAGCACCAGCAGCUCGUCCUGCAGCAAACGGCACCUUCCCAAGGCCAGGGCUUCAUCCUGAGCACGGCGUGUCCUGGGGGGAUGAGUCUGUACCUGGGGAAGGCUGUCAUUUCAGGGGAGGACCGGCUGAUUGCCCUGAAGAAAAAGGCCUUUUCCCCAGUGACAACACCUGUCAGCUCACACGUGCAGGGCACUGCUCUGUUGGCACCGUACAUGGGAGGUACAAACUGAAUCUACAGGCAGGAGGAGAUGGCUCUGCCUCGAAUGCACAAAGCGACACUGAUUCCCAGGGUUGCCAUCUUCCAAAAAUUAACAGCUGUCAGGAUUUUCAGGCUGUUUCUGCUGCACAGAAACACGGUUCUGUAAUGCAACUGCCUGCUUUAAUUGAGACUCCUGCAACCAUAACGGGUGAGAAUCGACCCCAAAGCGCAGAGCAACUGCCAGAAACAGCAGAACAGGAUGGGGCGUUCGCUCCCUCCUCCAGGGAUCUGCCUUUAAGUGAUUUUUGUGUGGAAAUGCCCAGCUGUGAGGCAGCUAAACCGGGAGAUCAGAGUGAGAUUCCCACAGCUGAUGAACACAGGGCUGGGAUUUCCCGUGACCCAGGAGUUACUCGGGUUUCAGAGGGUCCAUCUGCAGUUUCCCCUCGUUAUACAGCGGCACAACAAGGCAGGGGGGAUCAGCCAGAUGCCCAGCAACUGCCUGGGGCAGCAACGCUGCUGCUCCUCACACCUGCCAGCCCCUCACAGGACCUGCUGGUAAAAAAAACUGGAUCCACUCCACCUGGAGACGAAGGAAACAGAAACCUGAGCGUGCUGGAAACUUCCUGCGGAGCAUCGCAGGGGCUGUUCCAGAGGGCACCUGCACAAACUCAGGGGGAAGGAGAUGAACACGAGAGGCCAAGAGCUGUUGGACGCAGCCCAGAUGAAGCUGAAACGAAGGCUGCUUUAACUUUAAUCAGCUCCCAGGCUCAGGGACAGGUGGUGAACACCGGCACGGAGCAGUCCUGCCCUGACGGGAUCCCUCCCAGCGAGGCUGAUUGUUCCAUCAGCGACAAAGAGGAAGAAGUCAGGGCGGCAGAGAGCGUGGUAAAUUGUGGUUUGGCUCAUUUGCCACCGGUUGAUUCGGGGAGCAAGGGGUGUUUUGAGGAGCAAACUCGGCUGCUCUCCGGGGCAUCGACCGCCUGCGACCCGCUCGCCAUCGACGCGGAGAGGCAACAAAAUCAGGAGGGCUCCAAACCCUGCCAGGCAGAGCCUGAGCCCCCCAGGUGUAAACAGGACGCGGCCAAGGGCGGGCAUUCAGCUGCUGGGGCCAAGAAGAAGUUGCCACCGGCGGCUCUGCCCAAAAAACCCCGCCUGGAGGAGAAGGGAGGUGGCAAAAAGUCCGGGAAGGGCGAGGCGGGCGGGACUCGUAGAGAAGACAGAAAACCCGAGCAGAGGAAACUGGUUUUGAAAAAGGACAGCAAAGCUCCCAGGCUGCUGAGGAAGAUCCAGGCAGAGUCUUUCCCCGAGGGCUCUGGGAACGUGAGGCUGUGCUGCCAGUUCGGGGACAUCCACGGGGACUCCACCGUGACCUGGACUAAAGAUUCCAAGGUGCUGGCUCGGCUGCACAGGAGCGCUCAGGAUGACUCUCCCGUCUCCCUGGAAAUAGCCAAGGCCGCUAGCAAAGACCAGGGCAUGUAUUACUGCUGCCUCCACAACGCCUUUGGGAAGGUGACCGCUGAGUUUCACCUGACUGCUGCAGUGCUGGAACGCCUCUCCAGUUUUCGGAGCUACGAAGGUGUGGAGGAGAUCGAGUUCAUGCAGCUGCUGUUCCGGGACGAUUCCAUCAGCGACAGCUACUUCGGGGGCCACCUGCACGGGGUGCUGGCCACGGAGCAGCUGCACUUCGGCGAGGGGAUGCACCGGCGCGCCUUCCGCAGCCGCGUGCGCCGGGGCCUGGCGCCCGUCUUCGCGCCCGGCCACCCCUGCGUCCUCAAGGUGCACAGCGCCCUCAGCCCCGCCACCGGCACCAGGGAGGAGCUGGUGAGGAGGAACUACAACCUGGCGCUGCAGGAGUGCUGCGUGCAGAACGCCGCCAGGGAGUACGCCAAGCUGUACGCCGCCGAGGCUGAGACGCUGGAAGGCUUUGGGGAGGUGCCAGAGAUCAUUCCCAUUUUCCUCAUCCACCGCCCCGCCAACGCCAUCCCCUACGCCACGGUGGAGGAGGAGCUGGUGGGGGAGUUCGUGAAAUACUCGGUCAGGGACGGCAAGGAGGUGAAUUUCCUGAGGAGGGACUCGGAGGCUGGCCAGAAGUGUUGCACCUUCCAGCACUGGGUGUACGAGAGGACCAGCGGGAACCUGCUCGUCACCGACCUGCAAGGUGUGGGGAUGAAGCUGACGGACGUUGGCAUAGCCACCCUGGCCAAAGGGUACAAAGGGUUCAAAGGCAACUGCUCCUUCUCCUUCAUCGAGCAGUUCCGAGCCCUCCACCAGUGCAACGAGUACUGCCAGAUGCUGGGGCUCAAAUCCCUGCGAGCCACCCACCAGAAACAGCGCAAAGCCGCGGCCCCCAAGGGCAAAAACCCGCCCAGCUCAUCAGCUGGGAAGAGAACGCUGCCCAAAAAGGGCAGAGAGCACCGAGACUUCAUUUCCUCCGAGCACUGA